UUAGCGUCCCUAACAGGGAGGUUGUCGGGAGUUGCACGUUAUUUUGUGUUUUAAUUUCCUCCCUCCCCCCCCCCUCCUCCCUCGUCUGAGUCGCAGUCGCUUGGAUAGCUUCAUUUUAGGUCCGUUUAGCGCGCGCGCGCGCUUUCUCCUCCCCUCUUCCUUUUUCUCUCCUUCCGCCGCCAGAAGGAGUUGUGUGUGAGGAGGGGGAGGGGAAGUUGUAGGGGAGACUCCAGUCGCUUCCGCCGGGGGUGGGGCCGCCCCGCAGCUGAGGGAGAAGUAAAGAGCGCGCGAAGGGAGACCGAGCGGCCGACUGAGCGGCCAGGCGGAGGGCGAGGCGGCGGCUAUCACCGACUCCGAUCCUCUCUUUCCUUUUCCCUUUCCCUUUCCCCUUCCUCCUUUCCUUCCUAGCUUCACCUCACCGCCGCCGCCACCACCAUGGAGCUCAUUACGAUUUUGGAGAAGACGGUUUCCCCAGACUGCACCGAGCUUGAAGCGGCUCAGAAGUUCCUGGAGCAGGCAGCCAUCGAGAACCUGCCUACUUUCCUUGUGGAACUGUCCAGAGUGCUGGCAAAUCCAGGAAACAGCCAAGUUGCAAGAGUUGCAGCUGGUUUACAGAUCAAGAACUCUCUGACAUCUAAAGAUCCUGAUGUAAAGACUCAACAUCAACAGAGAUGGCUUGCAAUCGAUGCCAAUGCUCGCAGAGAAGUCAAAAAUUAUGUUUUGCAAACUUUGGGUACAGAAACUUACAGGCCAAGCUCAGCAUCACAGUGCGUUGCUGGCAUCGCCUGUGCAGAGAUCCCUAUGAAUCAGUGGCCUGAACUUAUUCCUCAGCUAGUAGCCAAUGUUACAAAUCAACAUAGCACAGAGCAUAUGAAAGAAUCGACAUUGGAAGCCAUUGGCUAUAUUUGUCAGGAUAUUGAUCCAGAACAACUUCAGGAUAAAUCCAAUGAAAUUUUGACUGCCAUUAUCCAGGGCAUGAGGAAAGAAGAGCCGAGUAAUAAUGUGAAAUUAGCGGCUACAAAUGCACUCUUGAACUCUUUGGAAUUCACCAAAGCAAACUUUGACAAAGAGUCUGAAAGGCACUUUAUCAUGCAAGUAGUCUGUGAAGCGACACAGUGUCCUGAUACAAGGGUGCGAGUAGCUGCCUUACAGAACUUGGUGAAGAUUAUGUCCCUUUAUUAUCAAUACAUGGAAACAUAUAUGGGCCCUGCACUUUUUGCUAUCACAAUUGAAGCCAUGAAAAGUGAUAUUGAUGAAGUGGCUUUACAAGGUAUAGAGUUCUGGUCAAAUGUCUGUGAUGAAGAAAUGGACCUGGCUAUAGAAGCUUCAGAAGCAGCAGAACAAGGACGGCCUCCAGAGCAUACUAGUAAAUUCUAUGCCAAGGGUGCUCUCCAGUAUCUAGUCCCAAUUCUGACCCAAACAUUGACAAAGCAGGAUGAGAAUGAUGAUGACGACGACUGGAACCCCUGUAAAGCUGCCGGGGUCUGCUUGAUGCUUCUGGCAACCUGUUGUGAGGACGACAUUGUACCUCACGUUUUGCCCUUCAUUAAAGAACACAUAAAAAAUAUUGACUGGCGAUAUCGAGAUGCUGCUGUCAUGGCAUUCGGAUGCAUUUUAGAAGGCCCAGAACCAAACCAGCUAAAACCUCUUGUCAUUCAGGCUAUGCCUACUCUUAUAGAGUUAAUGAAGGACCCCAGCGUUGUCGUCAGAGAUACAACCGCCUGGACUGUGGGUCGGAUCUGUGAGCUGUUACCUGAGGCAGCCAUAAAUGAUAUUUAUCUUGCUCCGUUGCUGCAGUGUCUAAUUGAAGGCUUGAGUGCAGAGCCAAGAGUGGCCUCCAAUGUAUGCUGGGCUUUCUCUAGUUUGGCAGAAGCUGCUUAUGAAGCUGCUGAUGUAGCUGAUGAUCAAGAAGAGCCUGCAACAUACUGCUUAUCCUCAUCCUUUGAAUUAAUUGUUCAAAAACUUUUAGAGACCACAGACAGGCCUGAUGGACAUCAGAACAACUUAAGGAGUGCUGCAUAUGAAGCUCUGAUGGAAAUUGUGAAAAAUAGCGCCAAAGACUGUUAUCCUGCUGUUCAGAAGACAACUUUAGUUAUCAUGGAACGGCUGCAACAAGUGCUCCAAAUGGAGUCUCAUAUCCAGAGCACAAGUGACAGAAUCCAGUUUAAUGAUCUUCAGUCUUUACUUUGUGCUACAUUGCAGAAUGUCCUUCGCAAAGUCCAGCACCAGGAUGCUUUGCAGAUUUCAGAUGUGGUGAUGGCAUCUCUUCUGAGAAUGUUCCAAAGUACAGCAGGAUCAGGAGGUGUCCAAGAGGAUGCCCUCAUGGCUGUUAGUACUCUGGUAGAAGUGUUAGGAGGGGAGUUUCUCAAGUACAUGGAGGCCUUCAAACCUUUCCUGAAUAUUGGUUUAAAAAAUUAUGCUGAAUAUCAGGUCUGUUUAGCUGCAGUGGGCCUAGUAGGUGACCUAUGCCGGGCUUUGCAAUCCAACAUUCUGCCCUUUUGUGAUGAGGUUAUGCAGCUUCUUUUAGAAAAUUUGGGGAAUGAAAAUGUACAUCGGUCUGUUAAGCCCCAAAUUCUCUCAGUGUUUGGAGAUAUUGCUCUUGCAAUUGGAGGAGAAUUUAAAAAAUACUUAGAUGUUGUACUGAAUACUCUACAGCAAGCUUCUCAAGCCCAUGUUGAUAAGUCUGAUUAUGACAUGGUAGACUACCUGAAUGAAUUGCGAGAAACCUGUCUGGAAGCAUACACAGGCAUUGUUCAAGGUCUGAAAGGAGAUCAAGAGAAUGUACAUCCGGAUGUGAUGCUGGUGCAGCCUAGAGUAGAAUUCAUCUUGUCUUUCAUUGACCACAUUGCUACAGAUGAAGAUCAUAGUGAUGGAGUUGUAGCCUGUGCAGCAGGACUGAUAGGGGAUUUGUGCACAGCGUUUGGGAAAGAUGUCCUCAAGAUGGUAGAAGCUAGGCCCAUGAUACAUGAACUACUAACUGAGGGAAGGAGAUCAAAGACGAACAAAACAAAAACCCUUUCUACCUGGGCCACUAAAGAGUUGAGAAAACUGAAGAAUCAAGCUUGAUCUGUUACCAUUGGGAUGACAUCUGAGACCCCCACUGGAAUUCUCCAAUCUAUUGAGGAAAAAAACCCAACCCGAAGUGAGGAGUGUGCACGGAUGCUGAGUGUUUGGGAAUGAGAGGAUGAGUGAGUGAGAGGCUUAAACACACCACGGUGAAAAUCCAGCCACGGCAAAUGGCAGAACCGCUGUUAAUGGAGCUAAUCACUGACUUGCGUAGCAACAAAACCUUGUCAUCGCUUGCCUCCAGGAAGUAGAAAAUGAUUGAGUUCUAUACUUCAGUGCAGUCUCUUCUGACAAGAGACAAGGACUAAUUCUGUGUCUUGGCCAGUGAAGAGGAAGAUUACUUAGUCUGGGAGAGAGAAAAGCUAGCUUCAGGUUCAAUUUGAGUACUCAUAUAAUAAGGUCUGGCUUUCGUUGCUAGAGAGGAGAAGGUGGGGUCCCCAGCCCAUGACCUUUUAACCUUUUUUGGGAGGGAGGAGAGUUUAUAGCCUCACAACGCUGUCAGUGCACGAGAAAAAUAGGAAGGGUGAAGGAUUUUCUUUCAAGAGUGAGUGUGUGUGAAUGAGGCAGUAUCUACAUUCUCAAUUGCAGUUAAUCUUUCCCAAAAGAAACACUGAAGAGAUUAGCAGUUGCAUUUCAUAAACUAACAAGUUCAGUCUACUUGAAGUGGCAGAAAAGUAAGAGAUUUGAAGGGGGGAGGGGGGAAGAGAAGUUGCCCCGUGUAGGGCUUCUUUGGGGAAUUUUAGCUGGGAUGUUCAAAGCUCCCAUCGUGACACUUUUUUCACAAUAUUGUUCAUUAAAAAGCGCCUUUCCUUCCUGAAUUUUGUUCAACUGUGAAUGUAGAAACCCGGGGCUGGGUGGGGUGGGAGGUGGGUAGAGUAUCCAGAGGACUCUCAAAUGUUAGUGGAGAGAUUAGGAUCAGUUUUUCCAAAUGGGAUAUGAAGCUUAUGAAAACAUAACUUUGCUUUCAAUUGGUAAUAAUAAAAAAACCCAAAAGGAACAAAACCCCUUUCGGUAUGAACAAAAUAGCCCGAACCACACAUAAUUGUGCCAAAGAAUUUUUGAAAAGCCUAAACAAACAAGAAACUUUUCAGGAAAUAUUUUGGAUUGCAAAAAUGAGAUUGACAUUCAAUGUUCAAACAAAGCAAAAAAAAAAAAAAAAAAAAAGAUAAAAGUACAAUUUGGAAACCGCUUGGCCUAUUUGUUCUCUUUAUUUGGUUCUGAUAUGGGGUUAGUCUUGCUGCACUUCAAAAAAGGAAAAAUUUAUAUAUAUAUAUAUAAAUAUAUAUAUAUAUAUAUACUGACUUGAGCUUACACAGGAUGGCACUUGUAAAAGGUUAUAUUUUUCCACUGCAGUGAAGAUUAAUAAAAUGGUGUCAAACAUUUCCCCAGUACUAUUUUUUUCUAUUGCUCUUUCCAGUAGCAGGAAAUCCUCUUUUCCCCCCAAAAAAGCAAUUGGGCAGCUGUAUGCUAUUAUCUAUACUAUAUCUGUUAAAAACCUAUAGUUUCAAAUAUUUUAAAAAAAUAUUCUGUUGCUUUAUAACAAAUGGACAGAGACAGCUGUUCUAGAUAUUAAGAAUUCCUAAAAGCAGAGGGAAUGAGACACACCAGCUUCUAACUAUGCAGCUAUUGAUGCUUAGGGGCUUUUAAAAGAUGGGUGCUUUUCAUGCUUGCCUUGUAAAAUAGGGAACCUCAUCCUUCCAACAAGCAUUAAACUUUUUUUUUUAAAAAAAACAACAACCCUCACUUCCCUUUUCUGUCUCUGUACUUUCUCAGGCUCAUCUUGGGAUUCUCUUUGGUUGCCCAUCCUCAUUGGAAAGCAAACAAGCCAGUUUCUUAUACAGGGUAUCUGAUGUUGUGCCUUUCAGUGCCAGGUUCAGAAUUGUAGCCCCAAGUGCCGAUUUCUUGAACCAGUGUACAAAGCAAAAACAAAAUAUAAGACCAAGUGGUUCAGCAGGAAGUUCCAGCAUGAGUCUGAAAGAGGGGCUUUUAUGAACUUGGGUCCACCUUUUUCUUAAUGCCUUUUUUUCUUUGAGAUAGAGAUUUCUUUGAAAGAUGCCCACAAAACGAAAGCCAUUCCUAAACUGGGGAAGGGGUGCGUGAAGGGAAAUUCUCAUCAUUCCUCAGUGCUACUGAACUCUGUCCAGUGUUGGCUAUCUAGCUGUAGGCUGCAGGCAAAUAAAGUACACUGAGUUAGUAGUGGAAACCAAAAAUGUGUGUCUUACUUUUUUUUUCCUCUUGGCAUUCAGUGCUUAUUUCCAAAAAUGGUGAAAAUCUAUGCUGAAGCAAACUUCUAUUUUUAAUUUUUACCUGAACUUAUGCAUCCUGUGUGUAUUCACUGUGUGCUUGGGGAAGAGAGAGAAUACCCUGUACCUGUGCUUCAAGGAGGACUCGCAUUAAUGAGUAUUUUAUGAAUUAUGUCUCUUAAUUACCACAUCAAAUUUGUACACCUAUACAUAAACAAAUUGUUCCUACAUUUGGAGGAAGGUACAUGGCAUCUCUGAGAAGCUUUAGAAUUAAUAGAAUGUAUUUUGGAGCAUACCAUUGUGGCCCUUACUGUGUGACCUACUUUAGCUUGGGUAGAAAGUUUGAAGUUCUUGGAAUCGGGGAGAUACUGCUAUAGUCUGUCAACAAUUUGCUAUCAAAUUGAAAUUGUUGAGAGAGUGGAAGGAGAAAACUGUAAAUAUACAGAAAAACAGAGUAUCUAAUUUCAAAUGUUACAUGUUUUGCCCUCACUUUCUGAAGUGUGUGGCCUUUAGCCAGAAUUUACUUGUUCCUAGUGAAAUAGGUAUGCAUUCCAGGUUCUCUUGGAUGGGAUUUUGCAUGUCCUCUAAAAUUCUCCUUAUUCUGAAGCCAAUUAGCUAUGAAUUAUGGUCUGUCAGAUGCUUUGGAAUUACAUGUUGAGCUCCUUAUGAAUGCAUCUGACUCACAAGUCACAUGUUGAAUCUGUCUCAACAUCUGAGAAGUAGUAUAACCAUAUGCUUACUUUCAAAUUCUAUAUUGUCAGAGACUUUCAAAGAUGUGAAUUUCCAGAUGUGUUGCUAUUUAAUAAAGAGUGUUAGAAGGAGAAAAGGAAAAACUAUACUUGGGAGGUAUUUAAAUUUAGCUGUUCUUUGUUCUGCGAUUUGUGGCCACCUGGAACAUAAAUUAUUUUCUCAGCAAGUUUCCAAAGUGGCAUUCAAUAAAAAAAAAAAUUCAAAUUAUCACAGAUACCAAACUAUAUAUUAAAAUCACCUUGUUACAAAACUUCAUAACCUGGCAGAGAUGAUUUGCAAGAUAAGACACAAAUUAAAUGGACUGAAACCUACAUCUUGAGGAUCUUGACACAAACCACUGUGUCAACACUAGCUCUCAACUGGAUCCUCCAGCAUGCCUAAUUGUAAAUUCAACUUUUUUUUUGCAGCUAUUCAGAUUAUAAAUAGAAUUAUUUUAUUUAAUUAACUAUUGUUAUUAAUUAGUUCCUUAUUUAUUAAAUUUAUAUGCUGCCCAUUUCAUUAUUCAAAAUGGCUCGGCAACUUACAAUAAAAGCACAAAUACAGUGGUACCUUGGUAUUUAACGACUUCAAAAUUCAUCACAUUCAGUACUCGAUGCACAAAAAUGUCCUGGUACUUGAUGCACAAGGCAGAACUUGCUGGCAUUGGCUGCCUCAUGACUCACUUCUCCUUCCAGAUGAAAUAAAGGGUCAUGUGGUAAGUCAUGUGAUUUGCUCAAUAUUCCUUUUUACUAAUACCUCCAGGAACUGGACAAAUACUGAAGUACUACUGUAUAAAAAACAUUAACAAUAAUUAAAUUAGGAACCAAGUAUAGUUAUGUUAAAGUCCUAUAUACUUUCAAACUAAUUUAGGAAAGUUUCCUUGUUCAUAAUUGUGAUACAUUCUUGAAAUGUAAAUUAAUCUUAAGGGGGGGAAAUCCAUUCUGUUUGUCAAAUUAUAGAAUCUGUUGUAACAACCUAGCACUUAAUUAUAUAAUAUUGCAUCAAAAUAUCUGACAUUUGUGUUCAACAAUUUGCUUCCAAACUGGUUAAAGCGGUAUACUGAACAACCCAAGCAUGAGAGCAUCAUAAAAAAUUAUGCAAUUCAGCUUUAUUUUUAAAAAGUAAUAUUUCACCAGAUAAUUUAUAGUUUAUUUUAAAAAAUAAAUCACUUUGUCAUUGGGCCUGUUAUCUCUUU
Pantherophis guttatus is the source of this 7233-nucleotide messenger RNA. It is a transcript of the gene KPNB1, whose product is annotated as karyopherin subunit beta 1. The record is from RefSeq and is a predicted model, not a curated record. NCBI's taxonomy places the organism in Eukaryota, Metazoa, Chordata, Lepidosauria, Squamata, Colubridae. Gene Ontology annotation, biological process: protein import into nucleus. Gene Ontology annotation, molecular function: small GTPase binding.